CUUCGUGUUCAAUCCACAUCUCCAAACUUUUAAGCUUAAGACAUGACCAAAUCAUUUUUCUCCUAUUCGUUCUUCUUCAGUAUCUCUCUUCUCCUCCUUUUCCUCGUGGAGGCUUCGACAACCGCAUCUGCAAGGAAUGUUACUAGCGACGACUUGAGAUAUAACGGAUGUGCCCCAGGAGACACCAUCAAAGAAUGCAUAACCGCGGGAAUAGAGGAUGAUGAGGGAGGACUUGAGGCUGUGGUGCGGCGGAUUCUGCAACAACGAAGGUAUUUAAGCUACGAAACUUUACAGAAACAGCCGACUUGUGAUGGUAGAAUCGCCGGUAAUUGCAUAGGAACUAUUAAUUCAAGAGGAUCAACUUGUACUUACUACCAGAGAUGCAAACGUGCAGUCUAACUAGUUCUUUAAUUUUCUUCUUAAUUAUGUGUGUUUUAAUGAUGAUCUUGUGAUUAAAAUGUAAAAGUGUUUAAAUUAACUACUCUAAUAAGAAAGGAGAGAUUCUCAAAAAUAGCACUAAA
Molecule: messenger RNA, 521 nt
Organism: Camelina sativa (false flax)
Lineage: Eukaryota; Viridiplantae; Streptophyta; Magnoliopsida; Brassicales; Brassicaceae
Source: RefSeq, a predicted model, not a curated record